UUCUCUCAUAAUAGAACAUCUAAUUGAGGGAAUAUGGUGAGGGAACAGAGAGUUGAAUCUUUCUAUAAAUGUUUACGGGAGGCAGCUUCUGCUUCGUCUUCUUCCCCUCUGUUGAUAUUUCCAUCAACCUCUGAUGUUGAUUCCCUCUGUGCCCUAAAGAUCGUCUUCAACAUCCUCGAAUCUGAUUCUAUCAAAUACGCUUGUUACCCUGUUUCCUCAUUUAAGGAAAUCCACACAUAUGCAGGCUCUAGCCUAUGCUCCUCCAGUCAACCAGUGUCUCUCCUACUCAUAAACUGGGGAUGUCACAGGGACCUACGACGUGUUCUGGAUUUAGGGCCAGGUGCUCGUGUUUUUGUGGUUGACAGCCACCGGCCUAUUCAUCUCCACAACCUCAGUGAUCAGAAUGAUAGGGUUAUUGUUCUUUAUACCCAGGAUGAUGAGCAUCAGGCUGAUUUGACAUACGACUUUGAUAUCUCCACUGUUGCAAAUGCAUCGGACUUGAACAUUGAUGAUGAGCUUGAUGAAAUUUCUGAUAGUGAAGAUGGCAAUGAGAGUGAGAGUGAAAGUGAGGAGGAAGAUGGUUCAGGAUCACGAAAGCGGAGAAGGGUUUCUGAAGAAACAGAAUUAGAUCGGUUAAAACUCUACAGGAAGCUGAAAAAGGAGUAUUACAGCUUGGGUACUUUCCAUGGAAAGCCUUCAGGCCUUCUUAUGUUUGAUCUUUCACAUUCUCUUAGAAAGAAUACAAAUGAAUUGCUUUGGUUAGCCUAUGUUUCUUUGACUGAUCAGUUUGUCCAUGAGAGACUCACAAAUGAGAGAUAUCAAGCUGGUGUGAUGGAGCUGGAACAGCACAUCAACAGCUCCGGGAUUUUGGACGCAAUAACUUCAGUAACCCUUAAAGAUGGGACAAAGAUACAGGCGCCUGAUGCCUCUAGAAUUGCAUACGAAGAUGAACCGCGGCUCAUGCUAUUGAGGGAAUGGAAUUUAUUUGAUUCAAUGUUGUGUUCUUCCUACAUCGCGACCAAGCUGAAGACGUGGAGUGACAAUGGUUUGAAGAAGCUUAAGCUUCUCCUAGCCCGAAUGGGAUUUGCACUUGUUGACUGCCAGCAGAAGUUCCAGUACAUGAACCUUGAAUUGAAACGGAAAAUGAAAGAUGAGUUUGAAAGGUUUCUCCCUGAGUAUGGGCUUACAGAGUUCUACUACCGAAGCUUUUUACGACUUCAUGGGUAUAGCUCAAAGGUAUCUGCUGCUGAUGUGGUACAUGGGGUUACCGCACUGCUUGAGUCUUUUGUAGAGUCUGAUGGUUCCUGUGCAUCUGAACAGUUCGGGUUAGCCUAUGAUGCAUUGUCCUUGAAUAAUCUUGACAAACUGAGGAAGGGGAUGCAGAAUGCAAUAAAGAUACAAAGGGCCAUUGUAAGGCAAGGAAGUAUAGCUAUAACUAAGAGUGUAUCUAUCGGAAGUGGAAGGAAAUUCAGGUGGAUGAAGCUUGAAGAUCCUGCAGACACAAAAUUGCUUGGGUAUCCUCAAGCAUUGACCAAAUUCUGCUACUUUCUGAUGGAUGCUUUGCGGGAGAAGGGUGCGAAGAUGAAGCCUUUGAUCUGUGCUUGCUUAUCUCAAGAAUCCAACAAAGUUUUAAUUGUUGGGGUGUGUGGGAAGCCACGUCUCGGUGCAGUCCAAGGGAAUGCAUUUGGGGUUGCUUUUAGAGCUGCAGCUGAGCAGGUUGGGGCCAAGUUCUUCCAUGAGUUGUUUGAAUCUUCUUGGAUAGUUUGGAUGCAAUUUCUGUUAAUUCUUUCAUGA
Telopea speciosissima is the source of this 1794-nucleotide messenger RNA. RefSeq names its product cell division control protein 45 homolog. Lineage: Eukaryota; Viridiplantae; Streptophyta; Magnoliopsida; Proteales; Proteaceae. Gene Ontology annotation, molecular function: chromatin binding; DNA replication origin binding; single-stranded DNA binding. Gene Ontology annotation, biological process: mitotic DNA replication preinitiation complex assembly; DNA replication initiation; double-strand break repair via break-induced replication. The transcript has a single exon. Bases 34 to 1794 code for a protein of 586 amino acids. Gene Ontology annotation, cellular component: DNA replication preinitiation complex. The record is from RefSeq and is a predicted model, not a curated record.